Messenger RNA from Amphimedon queenslandica, 557 nucleotides. RefSeq names its product 6-pyruvoyl tetrahydrobiopterin synthase-like. The record is from RefSeq and is a predicted model, not a curated record. NCBI's taxonomy places the organism in Eukaryota, Metazoa, Porifera, Demospongiae, Haplosclerida, Niphatidae. Gene Ontology annotation, cellular component: mitochondrion. The transcript is spliced from 6 exons. The coding region runs from base 17 to 460 and encodes 147 amino acids.
AAGGUGUGGCUUCUCAAUGAUUAGGUGUCCAGUAGCUUAUCUCAGUAGAUCUCUGAGUGUAUCUGCUGCUCACAGACUAUGCAGUUCUCAUCUGACAGAAGAGGAGAAUAUAUCAUUGUAUGGUAAAUGUUACAAUCCUAAUGGACAUGGUCACAAUUACACUGUUGAAGUGACAGUUAAAGGAAAAGUAGACCCAUCCACUGGAAUGGUAAUGGAUCUACAAGAACUAAAGAAAGCAAUGGACGUUGCUGUGACGGCACAAUUGGAUCAUAAAAACAUUGACCUUGAUGUGCCUUACUUUAGAGACCAGAGGAUAGUUAGUACUACGGAGAAUGUCACUGUAUUUAUUUGGAAAGAAAUGACAAAAUCUCUUGGUUCAAACAAGCACCUCCUAUACAAAGUAGUUGUCUGGGAGACUGAUAAAAAUAAGUUUACAUACAAAGGAGAAGAAGAAAUAUGAAAAUAAUAAUAACUUAUUGUCGCAUUAUUUUUGACAACUACAGUCUCGUUAAAAUUCAUUUAUUUGAUCUUGUUAAUUAAAGGUGUUGUUUCACUGG